Messenger RNA from Rotaria sp. Silwood1, 336 nucleotides. The record is from the annotation of a GenBank genome assembly. Lineage: Eukaryota; Metazoa; Rotifera; Eurotatoria; Philodinida; Philodinidae.
ACGUAGAAUCAUAUAUGUUUUAAGAAAUUUUUUUUCCGACCAAAAAUCGACCCGUGGGGGACCAGGGGCAAAAUUUUGGAAAAACAGACCUGAGGGGGACCCUAGGGGGAAAAAGCUCAUUCCGAGCCAUUCGAAUGGCUCGGAAUGGAUUGGAAUGGAUUGGAAUGGAUCGGAAUAGAUUGGAAUGGAUUGGAAUGGAUCGGAAUGGAUUGGAAUGGAUCGGAAUGGCUAGGAAUGGAUUGGAAUGGAUUGGAAUGGAUUGGAAUGGAUUGGAAUGGAUUGGAAUGGAUUGGAAUGGAUUGGAAUGGAUUGGAAUGGAUUGGAAUGUCUGAGUAG